CUUUUUACAAUAUCGCCACAAUAUACGAGUACAACUACAACAAGUAUAAUGGAAUUCAAAUGUUUAUAAAUAGUAUACAGAUACACAGAGCAUAAGAAUCAAAACUCCACGGAAUUGGUGGGAUAAGAGAGCUAAGCUAUAUACCUAUACCAUAGACACUCCCUGAGGGGGGACAACUUCUUGCAAGAACGUGAUAACAGACCCUGAGGCGUGUUCCAGCAACCUUCUGCAGGUAAACCUGGCUUCUAAUCGGAGUCGUCGAGUUGGUAUUUUCGUUCGCGUGCCGCGAUCAUUUCGUCGUCACGAUAUAUUUCGCGUUCGCGCUAUUUUUUUCUCAAUUUUUUUGCCUUAAAAUUUGAUAUACCUAUUUUGUGAAAUAAAAUGUGAUAAUCGAUUUUAUCGAAUUCGCGAGUGUUAGUGAACUUGUGGUGAAGUGAAGUGAUAUUUGAAUGGUUGUUUUAUUGGGGAAAAUUUCGGGUUUGUGAAUGCAAACGUAAAUUCAUCGAAGGAAAUUCGCAGAAAUAUGGAAUAACUCGACUCGAACCAUGGACGAAGAAACGAUCGUUGUAUUGGCUAUCCAAUUAUUCGCCUUAUCAUGCAUCGCAGCAGCCCUCGUCGUGUACCUGGUCUGCAAGGUGAAUCGUCGCAAACACACUUACGAUUCGGAAUUCCCUACCCUUAACGUGGGUACCGGACGUUCGGUGCUGAUCACCUGUUGCGAAACCAUCUUCGGCAUCCAGUUAGCUCUGCAUUUGACUUCGCUCGGAUUCAGAGUUUUUGCCGGAGUUAAGCCGGCUCAAGGGCAUGAAGAUCGGAAUGAAGAUGACGACGAUACCAAAUCGUCCGAAGCUGUUAAGAUCCUUAAGGCGAAAUUGAAACAAAGAGAAGCCCUGUCUACCGCUUUGAUCGGCGUUGAUGGAGAAGAAUAUGUUAUUCAGACGUCUAAUUUUGGAAGUUUAAUAACCGUACCGUUAGAUGUGACCAGGGAGGAUUCAUUACACGAGGCUAUGGAUAAUAUAAGAAGACAUCUACCUGCCGGCGAAGAUGGUUUAUGGGCCGUAAUUAACACCGCCGGAGUUUGCUUCAAAGGAAAACUCGAACAACAAGAUAGCUCACAAUGGGAGACUAUGUUCAAAGUUAAUGUAUUUGGAAUGUUACGCACUGCAAGAACAUUCAUGCCAUUAUUGAAGAAUAAGAAAGGUCGCCUAAUAACAAUCGGAAUCGGCAACGAGCAAAAAUUCGGCAAUACAGGAGCCGUAGUAUACAAUGCUGCAAGAUACGCAGUAGCUGGAGCAAGCUGUAUGCUCGAUCAAGAAAUGUCGGUGCACGGUGUCCGCGUAAUAACAAUACAUACAAAAUCAGUUCCAAGCGAGAAGUUAUUCGUGGUACCAAAAAUACCUAGAUCUGGCGAAGAUAAAAUACCCAGCGACCGGUACUUAAAAUUCAGCAUUAAUGUUGUGCCAAAUUACGCGUUGAAUGUCGUAGAAGAAGCUUUACUCGUCGCAAAUCCGCUCGAGGAUUAUUACAUAAGUAAACCAACCGGCUUUACGAAUUAUCUAUCGACUAUCACAGAGAAAUUGGAGAGUAUUCAUAAGAAAAAAUACAGCAUCGAGAGAACCGCGUAAAACUUGAUUACAAAAGUUAUUCUGUAGUAUUUAAGAAUAAAUUAUGUGCCAAUUUUAAACAUUUUUUAUUGUAUAAAAAUACGAAUUUAUUUGUAUAUAUUUUAUAGUAUUUAAAAAAACAUCAUUAUUUUUUCAUAAUCUGACAAUUGUGUAAAUAAAUUCAUUUUUAUGUAUAA
Planococcus citri (citrus mealybug) is the source of this 1801-nucleotide messenger RNA. Its product is annotated as D-beta-hydroxybutyrate dehydrogenase, mitochondrial. Gene Ontology annotation, molecular function: oxidoreductase activity. Gene Ontology annotation, biological process: steroid metabolic process. Gene Ontology annotation, cellular component: intracellular membrane-bounded organelle. The record is from RefSeq and is a predicted model, not a curated record. The transcript is spliced from 5 exons. Lineage: Eukaryota; Metazoa; Arthropoda; Insecta; Hemiptera; Pseudococcidae. The coding region runs from base 546 to 1625 and encodes 359 amino acids.